Messenger RNA from Propithecus coquereli (Coquerel's sifaka), 5654 nucleotides. It is a transcript of the gene FLT4, whose product is annotated as fms-related tyrosine kinase 4. Gene Ontology annotation, cellular component: signaling receptor complex. The transcript has 29 exons. NCBI's taxonomy places the organism in Eukaryota, Metazoa, Chordata, Mammalia, Primates, Indriidae. The coding region runs from base 34 to 4041 and encodes 1335 amino acids. Gene Ontology annotation, molecular function: ATP binding; transmembrane receptor protein tyrosine kinase activity. The record is from RefSeq and is a predicted model, not a curated record. Gene Ontology annotation, biological process: cell surface receptor protein tyrosine kinase signaling pathway; protein phosphorylation; positive regulation of kinase activity.
UGUCCAUCCCCAGGUCUGGUGAGCGGCUACUCUAUGACACCCCCGACCCUGAACAUCACAGAGGAGGUGCACGUCAUCGACACCAGCGACAGCUUAUCCAUCUCCUGCAGGGGGCAGCACCCCCUCGAGUGGGCCUGGCCAGGGGCUCAGGAGGCGCCGGCCACAGAGGACAAGGACGGGGAGGACACGGGGUUGGUGAGAGACUGCGAGGGCACGGACGCCAGGCCCUACUGCAAGGUGCUGCUGCUGCACGACACGCACGCCAACAACACGGGCAGCUACCGCUGCUACUACAAGUACAUCAAGGCCCGCAUCGAGGGCACCACGGCCGCCAGCACCUACGUGUUUGUGAGAGACUUCAAGCAGCCGUUCAUCAACAAGCCCGAUACACUCCUGGUCAACAGGAAGGACUCCGUGUGGGUGCCCUGCCGGGUGUCCAUCCCUGGCCUCAACGUCACGCUGCGCUCGCAAAGCUCAGUGCUGUGGCCAGACGGGCAGGAGGUGGUGUGGGAUGACCGGCGGGGCAUGCGGGUGGCUACACCAUUGCUGCGAGACGCCCUGUACCUGCAGUGUGAGACCACCUGGGGCAGCCAGGACUUCCUUUCCAACCCCUUCCUCGUGCACAUCACAGGCAACGAGCUCUAUGACAUCCAGCUGUUCCCCAAGAAGUCGCUGGAGCUGCUGGUCGGGGAGAAGCUGGUCCUGAAUUGCACCGUGUGGGCUGAGUUCAACUCAGGCGUCACCUUUGACUGGGACUAUCCAGGGAAGCAGGCAGAGCGGGGGAAGUGGGUGCCCGAGCGGCGCUCCCAGCAGACGCACACAGAGCUGUCCAGCAUCCUGACCAUACUGAAUGUCAGCCAGCACGACCUGGGCCCGUACGUGUGUGAGGCCAACAAUGGCAUGCAGCGAUUCCGGGAGAGCACCGAGGUCAUUGUGCACGAAAAGCCCUUUAUCAGCGUUGAGUGGCUCAAGGGACCAGUCAUGGAGGCCACGGCAGGAGAGGAGCUGGUGAAGCUGCCCGUGAAGCUGGCAGCUUACCCGCCGCCAGAGUUCCAAUGGUACAAGGACAGAAAGGCAGUAUCUGGACGCCACAGUCCGCACGCCCUGGUGCUCAAGGAGGUAACGGAGGCCAGCGCGGGCGUCUACACCCUCGCCCUGUGGAACUCCGAGGCCGGCCUGAGGCGCAACAUCAGCCUGGAGCUAGUGGUGAACGUGCCCCCCCACAUCCACGAGAAGGAGGCCUCCUCCCCCAGCAUCUACUCCCGACACAGCCGUCAGGCCCUCACCUGCACAGCCUACGGGGUGCCCCCACCUCUCAGCGUCCAGUGGCACUGGCGGCCCUGGACACCCUGCAAGAAGUUUGCCCAGCGAAGCCUCCGGCGGCGGCAGCAGCGAGACCGCAUGCCACAGUGCCACGACUGGAGGGAGGUGACCACACAGGACGCUGUGAACCCCAUCGAGAGCCUGGACACCUGGACCGAGUUCGUGGAGGGGAAGAAUAAGACUGUGAGCAAGCUGGUGAUCCAGGAUGCCAACGUGUCUGCCAUGUACAAGUGUGUGGUCUUCAACAAGGUGGGCCAGGACGAGCGGCUCAUCUACUUCUAUGUGACCACUAUCCCUGAUGGCUUCAGCAUCGAAUCGGAGCCCUCUGAGGAGCCUCUGGAGGGCCAGGCCGUGCGCCUGAGCUGCCGAGCAGACAACUACACGUACGAGCAUCUGCGUUGGUACCGCCUCAAUCUUUCCACGCUGCACGAUGCUCAAGGGAACCCGCUGCUGCUCGACUGCAAGAACGUACACCUGUUCGCCACCCCGCUGGCCGCCAGCCUGGAGGAGCCGGGGCCUGGGGCGCGCCACGCCACGCUCAGCCUGAACAUCCCCCACGUGGCACCCGAGCACGAGGGCGACUACGUGUGCGAGGUGCAGGACCGGCGCAGCCACGACAAGCACUGCCACAAGAAGUACCUGUCAGUGCAGGCCCUGGAAGCCCCUCGGCUCGCGCAGAACUUGACCGACCUCCUGGUGAACGUGAGCGACUCCCUGGAGAUGCGGUGCCUGGUGGCCGGAGCGCACGUGCCCAGCAUCGUGUGGUACAAAGACGAGAGGCUCCUGGAGGAAGAGUCUGGAAUCGACCUGGCGGACUCGAACCAGAAGCUGAGCAUCCAGCGCGUGCGCGAGGAGGACGCGGGACGCUAUCUGUGCCGCGUGUGCAACGCCAAGGGCUGCGUCAACUCCUCCGCCAGCGUGGCCGUGGAAGGCUCGGAGGACAGAGGCAGCAUGGAGAUCGUGAUCCUCGUGGGCACCGGGGUCAUCGCCGUGUUCUUCUGGUUCCUGCUCCUCCUCAUCUUCUGUAACUUGAGGAGGCCGGCCCACGCAGACAUCAAGACGGGCUACCUGUCCAUCAUCAUGGACCCCGGGGAGGUGCCUCUGGAAGCGCAGUGUGAAUACCUGUCCUACGACGACAGCCAGUGGGAGUUCCCCCGGGAGCGGCUGCACCUCGGGAGGGUGCUCGGCCACGGCGCCUUCGGGAAGGUGGUAGAAGCCUCGGCUUUCGGCAUCCACAAGGGCAGCGGCUGUGACACCGUGGCCGUGAAAAUGCUGAAAGAGGGAGCCACAGCCAGCGAGCACCGCGCCCUGAUGUCGGAACUCAAGAUCCUGAUUCACAUCGGUAACCACCUCAACGUGGUCAACCUCCUGGGGGCGUGCACCAAGCCCAACGGCCCCCUCAUGGUGAUCGUGGAGUUCUGCAAGUACGGCAACCUCUCCAACUUCCUGCGCGCCAAGCGCGAGGCCUUCGACCCCCGCGCGGAGAAGUCCCCGGAGCAGCGGAGGCGCUUCCGCGCCAUGGUGGAGGGCGCCAGGGCGGAUCGGAGGCCGGGGAGCGGCGACAGGGCCCUCCUCGCGCGGUUCCUGACGGGCAAGGGCGGCGCGCGGCGGGCCGCUCCCGCGCAGGAAGCCGAGGACCUGUGGCUGAGGCCCCUGACCAUGGAAGACCUUGUCUGCUACAGCUUCCAGGUGGCCCGAGGGAUGGAGUUCCUGGCCUCCCGCAAGUGCAUCCACAGGGACCUGGCUGCUCGCAACAUCUUGCUGUCCGAGAGCGACGUGGUGAAGAUCUGCGACUUCGGCCUAGCGCGAGACAUCUACAAAGACCCCGACUACGUGCGCAAGGGCAGUGCCCGGCUGCCCCUGAAGUGGAUGGCGCCUGAGAGCAUCUUCGACAAGGUGUACACCACGCAGAGCGACGUGUGGUCCUUUGGGGUGCUGCUCUGGGAGAUCUUCUCCCUGGGGGCCUCCCCCUACCCUGGGGUGCAGAUCAACGAGGAGUUCUGCCAGCGGCUGAAAGACGGCACCCGGAUGAGGGCCCCGGAGCUGGCCACUCCUGCCAUACGCCACGUCAUGCUGAGCUGCUGGUCUGGAGACCCCAAGGCAAGGCCUGCGUUUUCAGAGCUGGUGGAGAUCCUGGGAGACCUGCUCCAGGCCGGGGCCCGGCAGGAGGAGGAGGACCCCGUGGCCCUGCGCAGCUCUCAGAGCUCCGAGGAGGGCAGCUUCCUGCAGGCGUCCACCACUGCCCUGCACGUCACCGAGACCGAUGCUGAGGACAGCCCGCCGAGCCUACGCCGCCACAGCCUGGCUGCCAGAUACUACAAUUGUGUGUCCUUUCCCGGGUGCCUGGCCAGAGGGACCCAGAGCCAGGGGCCCUCCAGGAUGAAGACGUUUGAAGAAUUCCCCAUGACCCCCACGGCCUACAGAGCCUCUGUGGACAACCAGACGGACAGUGGGAUGGUGCUGGCCUCAGAGGAGUUCGAACAGAUAGCGAGUGGACAAAGACAAGCCAGCGGGUUCAGCGGUAAAGGACCUGGCCAGGACGUGGACGUGACCGGGGUGCACUCCGACCCCCACGGGAGGCAGCCGCGGCCCGACACGGGAGCCCGAGGCGGCCAGGUGUUUUACAACAGCGAGUACGGGGCUCUGUCGCAGCCGUGCAAGGAGGACGAGUGCGCCCCAUCUGCCCGCGCGCCCUUCUUCACGGACAACAGCUGCUAAGGCGGCCUCAGACCACGGCCCUGCCCUCGGCUGAGCCUGGGCUCCAACACCUGGGGGCCGGGCCUGGCCGGGCCAGCAGAGGGCUGGGGGCCCAGGUGGGGACUCAUCUCAUUUAGCUCUGGCCAGAGAGAAGUGCCCUCUGCCCUGUCCGCAGCCUCCCCAGCUAGGAGAGCAGACUCCGGGCUCAGGGCACCACGCCUGCCCAGGGCCACCCGCAGCCGCCCCGGCCCUGCUGUCCCUCAGACUCCGCUGCCAUUGAGCUCGGUGUCCACAGGGGCGGCCCCGAGCUGGGCACUUCAUGGAGAAUGUUCCCUUGAUGACCUCCUCUCAGCAGUGGGUGGGCGGCAUGACGCCCGUUUUCUGAGGAGGAAUGUGUGGGUCCGAGAGUCCCACAGGGGUCGAGGUAAAGCCCGCCUUGAGCCAGCUCUCCCAGCCCCUGCCCACAACGCCGCCCCAUCCACCGGCGAGUGCACCGCCCUUCCCGCGGGGAACGGCUUUCUUCACCCCCGGCCGAGGCCGAAGGGAGGUGCCGCGUUUCCUUCCCCAAGCAGCAGUGAGGCAUCGGGGUCCUCCUGAGCCCGACCAAACAGCUGACUGUCCCGUGGGGUGGCCGUCUGUACGUGAGGGACCAGUGCCAGACUGAACCAGCACCCCUGGCCCUGAACGAGAAGGACCAUCCAAUGGGUCUUUUUCACUAGAACUUCAGAGACUUUCGGCUGCUGUGAAGAAUUUCCUUUUCAAAAUUCAGUCUGCAGGGAGCCCAGGGGCAGCGACUCUCAGCCCCGAGUCAGGGGCUGUCAGAGCAGAUGCUCCCUCUGGAGAAGGCCCCAGUCUCCCCACCUGGUCCAGAACGUGGAGAACCGGCUGACGGUCUGGAGCCGCCCCGUGUGGUUCUACCUUCCCUCGAGCUGGCUCUGCCCCCUGAGGUGCCUCCCAGGCAUGGCGGUCCUCACAGGAAACGAGCCUGUGAGCUGCACCGAGGAGGGCCUUGGAGCUGGCACUGCGUGGUGACACUCAGCGGCCAGUGGGUGUUCUUGUGGCCCUGGGGGCCUGACUCGGACACCCUGGCAGAUCAAGCCUCGGCCCUCGCAGGGGAGCACCAGAGGCCCCCUGAAGGCUGGGACCAUGCUGCCCAGGCCUCCCAUCCCGGCUCACACUGCCCCGCCACCCCCACCAGGAGAAAGACCCUCCCCCGGGUGAGGACCCGAAGACCGACCCCCACUCCAACAGGCGCUUGCAGGACAGGCGGCUGCGCGGGACAGGGGCUUGCUCGGCCCCCUCCGAGUGUGGUGUUAACUCUGCGAUAGUUGCGUGCAUGUAUGACUGUGAUCCUCAUCCCCGUGCCCCUCCCCGCCCUCUGCACUCACUUGGCUGUGGGCCUGGGCUCUGGCCUCCCCAGGGGAAGCCCCGGGCUGCUGUCCACGGAGGACCCGAGUGAGGUGCGGAGGCCCCGCCCGCGUGCAAACCACCUGUUUGUGUCACCUCCCCUCCUGUCACGUAACUGCACACCCAAACAUGUACCUGGGAAGAAAAUCUACUACGCCUUUGUAGACAAUGUUCUCUGAGAAGAUGGAAUAUAUUUAACAAGAGAUAAUAAUAAACUUGAUGCCAGU